UCGCAGUCUCGUACGAUCGGGAACAAACGCCACUCGUGCGGGAACACAUAUAUCCGAAAGUGAUGUGAUGCAUCCAAAAUGAGUGCUCAAGCACCGACCGUCCUACAUUGGAACUACAGGGGCUUCACAGAAUUCCCACUUCAGAAACUGCAAGGAGAUGAAACGGACGUCAUCGAUAUAUAUCUUAAGGAGAAUCUGAUUUCGCGCAUUCCCAGCGAUAUUUGCAAACUCAGCAACCUAGAAAGCUUGUACUUGAGCGGUAACGAUAUUACCGAGUUACCGCGGGAGAUAUCGAAGUUAUGUAGCCUUAAGUGCCUGGAUAUUAGCGGGAAUCGAUUAAGAUUCAUCCCAGAUGAGAUAGCUGAAGCGAGGAAUCUUAAAUUUCUGAUAUUAGACGAAAAUGAGUUGGUGCAUUUACCUCUGCGGCUGGCUGAGUUGCGUUCGCUUCGAUAUCUUUCGGUUUGUGAUAACAAAUUAAAGUGGCUCCCACAAAGACCUGUUUUCAAUUACCAUCAUUGCGAAUUUAGAUUCUGGAGAAAUACUGACCUGAAAAGUUUGCCGUAUUCUCUUUGGUACCACAUGUUCAGGGAACAACAAACAAGAAGUCUAAAUAUUGGCUGUCUGCAUACUAAUGAUGACAAGACACCCGGUCGUAUUAAGAUAUUAAAAAGCAAAGCAGCAUUGCCUGUUCCCGGCACCUAUCGGAUUAUUAUGAAAAGUCCCGCUCCACCAAGUCUGUUUGAACUAAGCAAAAGAAAGUUCUACCAAUUAAUAUGUAGCACAGUUAACUCAAUCAACAAUCAAUCCAGAUAUUUUAAUAUAAAUAAAACAAAUGAAGGUGUGAGCUUUUUAGAAGAAUAUUUAGAGGGGAUUAAUAUUUCACAAAGCGAUAUUAAUGGAAAUUACAAAACUAGGUUACGAGAAAACGUUGGGACUCAAAGAAUAUAUGUGCCAUCGGAUCUUAUUGAGGAAUAUUAUUGCUAUUUACCAAAUUUUAUAAAAAAUGACCUCUGCAAUGGACCAGUUUCCAGAUGUGAAAAUGUCAUUUGUAAAAAACCUGUAUUUGAGUUUGUUUUUUUGGAAUUUUGUACGCAAAAAAUAAUAUUAAUUGAUAAAACGGAAGACAUAACAUUAAGUGCUGUGUUUUGUUCAAAAAGCUGUGCUGAUUUAUGGAAAGCAGAGAAAAAUGUUUUAGAAUGGGAAUUAUUAUAACGAAGGCUAUUAAACUAUAUGAUUUAUACACUUUUA
This is a messenger RNA of Pieris rapae (cabbage white), 1248 nucleotides long. RefSeq names its product leucine-rich repeat and IQ domain-containing protein 4. The transcript has 4 exons. Bases 79 to 1212 code for a protein of 377 amino acids. Gene Ontology annotation, molecular function: protein binding. NCBI's taxonomy places the organism in Eukaryota, Metazoa, Arthropoda, Insecta, Lepidoptera, Pieridae. The record is from RefSeq and is a predicted model, not a curated record.